AAAAAAGAGAAGGAAGGAGUGAAAGAGUGUUGUGUGUUCUUGCAGAGGAGAGACGUCAUAGCGCUGGAAAAACAGGACCGUACCAAAACACGACCAGGGAGAGAGAGGGAGAAGUUGCUGCUUUUGUGGAGGCGCCAGAACUGCGCCUGAUCCUCCUUCACCUACAGAGAUUUAUCUAGCUGAAGUUAGGAGCUGGACGCAUUUAAAUCCGCCUAGUUAGCGAGGGUUAGCUAGCGCUACAUGUUUUAAACGACACGCUUCGUGCUCAGACGAGCCUGGUUUUCUGGAGAGGAAGGGUUCAAGUUGAAAACCCCGUUUGAAAACACCGUUUGACGUUUUUUAACUGGGCUGGACGGAGUGAAAGUUUGUGUUGUUUGAGGAGAACACAGUGAACAUUUCAGCGCUGCAGACUGGGCUAAACGAUUAAUGCAGGUUAUCGUUUUUUUUUGAGGGAAAUGUUGGAUCCUAAGUGUUUAGGUGUGUGUGUUUAAUAAGCCUGAGUGUGUGUUGCGUGGGCAGGACAGACGCGAGGCGGUUCGGCUGAUGCAGCGCCGUGUUGUUUAUUAGCUGUAGCUCGGUUCGUCCGUUGGGCUAGCGCUAGCUUUAGCCUGCGCCUCAGACUCGGCGCUGAGAGAGAGGAAUAAAAAGGGGGAUUUGGAGGAGUUUAGAGACUAUAACACGCCUGCCGCUGCACAUAUCGGCCUUUUUCCCUUCUGCUCUUUUUUCUCUGUGCCUGUUUUUUUUUAUCUGGUGAGGUGCAGCAGAGCGGGGGGGCUUGCCAAAAUGAGUGGUGAGGAGGAGCGCAGCACAGGAGCAGUGAUCGGAUCUCCAGCGAGGAGUGACCGUUGGAGCUAAUGUAUUAGUAGUUAGUGUAAUGCAGCGCAGUCUGAGGAGGAUUAACAGCGCUGGAUAGCAAACUUGCUAACUAAAAUUAGCUUUUUAUCGCGUAACUAGCUAGUAAACUAAUCAAGCUAGCUCUGUUUGACAGCUCGGGGAACAGUCUCAUCAGCUGGCCUUCAGAGACUUCAAAACAAACCCAACAAACAGUUAACUUAACUAGCGAACAGAAUACAGAGCUGUAGUUAACCAGGUUAGCUAAGCUAACUAUUUCUGUCGAGCCUUAUAACUAGCUAGCAAGCUAACCAACUGGUUAAUCUGACCUAGCGAUAGUUAACUAGCGAGCUGAAUAUCGUCCACUGUAGCUGUCAAGCCGAGCCAGAUGGGACGUCUUAAGUUUUUCUAAACCGCCUCUCCCGUUUUCGCCUCAACGCUGAAUCAAGGGGAGAAGUCACGAAGAGGAUCUUCAGCUUGUGGGAAUAUAUCACUCACCAUCUAGCUAGUAAUCUAACUAGUUAAUCUACGUGUUUUUGUACUGGACACGGACUUUACAAACUUGGCUGAACCAUGUCUGAAAACGCGCCCACACGGAGUUUGGACGAAAUCGACUUGGCCGCACUGAGGGACCCAGCAGGAAUCUUCGAGCUGGUGGAGGUCGUGGGCAAUGGAACAUAUGGACAAGUUUACAAGGGACGACAUGUGAAGACGGGGCAGCUGGCUGCUAUAAAGGUGAUGGACGUCACCGAGGAAGAGGAGGAGGAGAUAAAAGCUGAGAUCAAUAUGCUAAAGAAGUACAGCCACCACAGAAACAUCGCCACGUACUACGGAGCCUUCGUCAAGAAGAGUCCACCCGGCCAUGAUGACCAGCUCUGGCUGGUGAUGGAGUUCUGUGGUGCAGGCUCAGUAACAGAUCUAGUGAAGAACACUAAAGGAAACUCACUGAAGGAAGAUUGGAUCGCUUAUAUCUGCAGGGAAAUCUUAAGGGGCCUGUCCCACCUCCAUGCACAUAAGGUCAUCCACAGAGACAUCAAAGGCCAGAAUGUUCUUCUGACAGAGAACGCUGAGGUCAAACUCGUUGAUUUUGGAGUGAGUGCUCAGUUGGAUCGCACUGUGGGCAGAAGAAACACAUUCAUUGGAACUCCGUACUGGAUGGCUCCUGAGGUCAUCGCCUGUGAUGAAAACCCAGACUCCACCUACGACUACAGGAGUGACAUCUGGUCUUUGGGAAUAACAGCUAUAGAGAUGGCAGAAGGAGCACCCCCACUGUGUGACAUGCACCCUAUGAGAGCUCUGUUCCUCAUUCCUCGGAAUCCUCCUCCAAAGCUCAAGUCCAAGAAAUGGUCCAAAAAGUUCAUAGACUUCAUCGAGGGCUGCCUGGUAAAAACCUAUCCAAGUCGUCCAUCCACAGAACAGCUGCUGAAGCACUCCUUUAUCCGAGACCAACCCACAGAGAGGCAGGUCCGGAUCCAGCUCAAAGACCACAUCGACCGUACCCGCAAGAAACGAGGAGAAAAAGAGGAGACAGAGUAUGAGUACAGUGGCAGUGAUGAAGAAGAUGAGAACAGAGGGGAUGAGAGGGAGUCCAGUUCCAUCUUGAACGUCCCUGGUGAGUCUACUUUGCGAAGGGACUUCCUGCGCCUGCAGCAGGAGAACAAGGAGCGCUCCGAGGCUCUGAAGAGACAGCAGGCUCAGCUAGCCGCCCAGCGUCGUGACCCUGAGGAGCAUAAGCGCCAGCUACUGCACGACAGACAGAAACGCAUCGAGGAGCAGAAGGAACAGAGACGCAGACUAGAGGAGCAACAGAGGAAGGAGAGAGAGAUGGUGCGGCAGCAGCAGGAAAAGGCUCCUCACCGACGACUCGACGACAUGAGGAGAGAGGAGGACCGGAGGAUGGCCGAGAGAGAGCAGGAGUUUAUAAGGCAUAAGUUGGAGGAAGAGCAGAGGCAGUUAGAAAUCCUUCAGCAGCAGCUUCUUCAGGAGCAGGCCCUGCUCAUGGAGUAUAAGCGGAAGCAGCUGGAGGAGCAGAGGCAGUCAGAGAGAUUGCAGAGGCAGCUCCAGCAGGAGCAUGCUUACCUCGUUUCUUUGCAGCAGCAGCAACAGCAGCAACAGGACAAGAAACCCCUCUAUCACUACAGCAAAAACCUGGACAACAACAAGCCUGCCUGGGCCAGAGAGGUGGAGGAGCGCAGUAAACUGAACAGGCAGGGUUCUCCUAAAAUCUGCACCACUGUCUCAGACACCAACAUCCAGUCACGCUCUGAUUCUGUCAGCCAAUCAGGAGGAGUGCAAGCUGCACAGACUCCCCCCAUGCAGAGACCUGUGGAACCCCAGGGUGGCCAGGGCAAGUUCCAAAUGGCCCACUUGGUGCCCUUGAAGCCGUACGCAGCACCAGUGCCGCGCUCUCAGUCCCUCUGUGACCAGCCCACUAAGACCAUGUCCGCCUUCCCCACCCAGGACCCUUCCCCUACCCCCACACCCCGCCCACUGCACUCCCGAGAGCUGGUGCGGCAGAACUCUGACCCCACUUCCGAGAGCCCCGCCCCCCAGCAACGCCCGAUCAGGGAUGACCACGGACCCUGGAUACGCCUGCCUGAGAUCGAGCAGCCUCCAAAAAUUCCACAGAGAACCGCUUCUAUAGCUACUGCUCUCAACACUAACCUGUCCUCUGGCAUCAGACACCCAGUUCGAGCCAGUAAUCCAGAUCUGAGCCGCAAUGACCGCUGGGAAAGAGGAGACAGCAUGAGCCUGAUGUCUAACCUGCCACAGACGGGCUCCCUGGAGAGACACCGCAUCCUCAGUUCGUCUAAAAUGGACUCUUCUCCCAUCCUCUCUCACGAUGGCCGCCACAAACCAGGAGAAUCCCGCACCUCCUCCAGACCAAGCAGACCAGCGAGCUAUAAGAGAGCAAUAGGAGAGGACCAUGGGCUGUAUUCCAAAGAGCGCGCGGAGGAGCAGCCACGUCCUCCGGUGAAGGCCAAUGACUACUCAUCAUCAUCUGAGAGCAGUGAGAGCAGUGAGGAGAGUGAAAGCGGAGAAGGGCAUGAAGAGGAGAGCCCUACUGACCGUCCACGUGACGCAGAUUCUGACUCUGUGAACACUAUGGUGGUGCACGAGGAAGAGGAAGGUGAAGGAGGUGAUGAAGAACGGGCUGGGGGUUAUGGUGACCAGACCAUGCUUGUACAGAGGACUCCAGAGAAGCGUAGUCAUAAUGGAUACACCAAUUUACCUGACGUGGUUCAGCCGUCACACUCCCCCACUGACUCUGCCUCACACUCGUCUCCUGGAAAGGACUCCACCUAUGAUUAUCAGUCCAGAGGGUUGGUGAAGGCCUCUGGGAAAUCCUCCUUCACUACUUUUGUGGAUCUUGGAAUGUACCAACCAUCCGGAGGGACAGGGGACAACAUGUCAGUGGGAGGUCUGGGCUCUCGGUUUGAUCAACUGAAGCUGGAGGUGAGAAAAGGCUCCAUGGUUAAUGUGAAUCCCACAAACACUCGCCCUGUGAGUGACACGCCAGAGAUCCGUAAAUACAAGAAGAGGUUCAACUCUGAAAUCCUUUGUGCUGCACUUUGGGGUGUAAACCUCCUGGUUGGAACAGAGAAUGGUCUCAAGCUGUUGGACCGCAGUGGUCAGGGAAAAGUCUAUCCGCUCAUCAAUUCCCGCAGAUUCCAGCAGAUGGACGUUCUGGAGGGACUAAAUCUGCUAAUCACCAUAUCAGGAAAGAAGAAUAAAGUGCGUGUGUAUUACCUGGCCUGGCUAAGGAAUAAAAUCCUCCACAAUGACCCAGAAGUGGAGAAGAAGCAGGGCUGGACCACCGUAGGGGAGAUGGAGGGCUGUGUGCACUACAAAGUUGUGAAGUAUGAGCGGAUUAAAUUCCUGGUGAUCGCUCUGAAGAAUGCUGUGGAAGUUUACGCCUGGGCUCCUAAACCUUACCACAAAUUUAUGGCCUUUAAGUCAUUUAGUGACCUGCCUCACAGGCCUCAGCUGGUUGACCUGACGGUGGAAGAAGGUCAGAGGUUGAAGGUCAUCUAUGGCUCAAGUGCUGGGUUCCAUGCCAUCGAUGUUGAUUCUGGGAACAACUAUGACAUUUACAUUCCUGUCCACAUCCAGUCUCAGGUGACUCCACAUGCCAUCGUCUUCCUGCCAAGUUCUGAUGGGAUGGAGAUGCUGUUGUGUUAUGAGGACGAGGGAGUGUAUGUCAACACCUACGGCCGUAUCAUCAAAGACGUGGUGCUGCAGUGGGGAGAGAUGCCUACCUCUGUCGCUCAUAUCUGUUCUAAUCAGAUCAUGGGCUGGGGUGAGAAGGCAAUAGAAAUCCGCUCAGUGGAGACGGGCCACCUGGACGGAGUCUUCAUGCACAAAAGAGCUCAGAGACUCAAAUUCCUCUGUGAAAGGAACGACAAGGUGUUCUUUGCUUCUGUGCGAUCUGGAGGCAGCAGUCAGGUUUACUUCAUGACUCUGAACAGGAACUGCAUCAUGAACUGGUGAUGAAGCCACGCUGUCAUCACCGCUCUGCUCCGUUAUCUCACUCUCACUCACACACACACACACACACAGUUACUGUAAAUAUAUACAGUGCUCAAUGUCAGUCAGUUUGCUCACACACAACACAACAGUCAAACUUCUAAAUUCUGACACUCCUGAAAACACACACACACACACACACACACACACACACACAAACUACACACCACACACACACACAAACACAGACUACACACCCCACACACAUGCAGAGAGCGGAGCAUCCAUGUGCAGGCAGGCAGACUGCCAAAUACUGAACCAAGAAAGAUUCUUCUCUUAACUCUGAGCCUGUUGUACAGGGUUUGUGUGUGGAGGUGUGUGUGUGUAAAUGAGCGUGUGCAAGUGUGUGUGUGCGCACCUUUGCUUUACUGGCCAUAAUGGAGCUUACUGUAGCUUCGAAACAAGUACUCUUUUUCUCUUAUAUCGCUUCUACUACAGUUCAGCUAGAUUUAAACAGGUCUGCUUUCUGCUCACUCAAACGAGCCUUAUUUUAACAUUCCGACCUUUAACUACGAGACGAAGCAGCAUUCAGCACCCAUCCCCACAGCAGCAGCAGUGAGUGUGCCUGUGUGUGUGUAAGUGUGUGAGUGUGUGUAAGUGUGUGAGUGUGUGUGAGGCUGCAUCAGCUGCACAAAAAGCAGAAAAGGCUUGGGUCUUUUUGCGGUGAUGGAUGCACCUCUAGUGGUCAAGAGUGGUACUGCAGCAUCUGUAAUUUUCCAUUCUCUAAUGUACUGUAUAGUGCAGUAGCCUAGUCGUUUGUUAUUCAGUUGCAUUUAAGGGUUGAAAAUAUCAGUGAUUUUCCUGUUUUUCUGUUUUACCGUGCAGACGCUUAGAGUGCAGGUUUGAGAUCGCACAUUCUGAGCUGGUUUGCCUCUUUAUUCAUUUCGCUCUUAGCUCUACAGCCAGGAACUGGAGAGAAUUUGACAAAAAGUGCUCUCAGUAGUUGCAGCUUCUACGAACUGAAUUUAGCUCUGCGCUUUUUCGACUGUAGGACACAGAAGUAUAACCGCCAUUACACGGCAGUCUCGCAGACUUAGCUUUUUAAGAAUGCCUUUUUUUUUCUCUCUCUCUUUGUCAGAACAGUAUAUCUUAGGCAGUUUGAUAUUCUCUGUAUGUAUAGGUAUUUGGUAUUAUUCUUACUUUAAUAAUCUACUGUAUCUCUCUCUAGCUGUUCUAUUGCAAUACGUGCUGUAUUUGUGCUGUUCUCGUUUUGAAGUUUUCACAAAAGGGGAGGGGGAGUUCCUCUUUAACCCAGUCGGAUUACGAGGUCAGGGAGAUGAGCUGAAGUUCAUAUUAUUAAAUUUUUGUUUGUUUUUGUAUUUUUUUGGUUUUGUUUUUGGAAGCAUAAAUGUAUAGUCCAGUUGUGAACGUGUGCCACUGUAUAUAGCAUCUAUACCUUGUCAGAAAUGAGAUUUUUGAAGUAUGCUUAGAUACACUAGGCUUUAUUCUUUGAUUAUUUGAGCUGUUAGCCUACUUUUGAAAUGUAACACUAAUCAUUUGCUUGUUUUUUUUUUUUUGUUUUGUUUUUUUUUUAGAUCUCAUAACUGUUAAAUGCAUUUCUGCUGUCUAAAAAGGCUCCCUAGUGUGAUAUGUGAGAUACAGCCUUAUUGGAAAGUUAGUUUAUACCUUCAGAUUAGUAUUUCUAGAAUGCAGCAGGGAUGCAGUGAGAAAUGUACAAAAAAAUUAUAGAUGAUUCAUUUCUUUGGUACAUUUUUCGACCCAUUUAUUUUUUUCUUUCUUUUUUAAAUUAAUUUCACUCUUUACUAGUUGGGAACUUGUUUGUGUUUUUUCUCACAGUGGUUUUGGCUGAACUCACAUGUGUGUACGUGUGCUUGGGUGUUUGUGUGCGAGUGUGAGACUGUACUAUAGUACACUAAAGUACACAGUGUGGUCCAAAGCAAUAGCAGAAAGGUCGGCAAGCAGAGUAGAGAGUGAGCUCUACUCUUUGAGCUGCUGCCUUUGGCCGUGUGCGUGGUGUUGCCUGCAAUACGAGCGAUAUUAGAAAAGCAUCAGAACGUGGUUACCCUUCACUCUAGCGCUAGCAAAGCACAGUCUAGUGUGUUUCUAGAAGCUUUGUUUACAAAACUGUACAAUAAUAAUUUCUGCUGCUUGGAACGCCUGUUCAGUUAUUCAGCUUGGCCUGGAUGGAGUCAGGCAACGACAUAUGAUGAAGACACUGUCGCAGUAUAUGAUGUGUAUCACAAUUUAUUAUUAUUAUUAUUUUUUUUUUUUUUUCAGAUUUUUUAAUAUUUGAAUGGCCACAGAUGAAACAUUACCACUAGUGCCACAUUUAAAGGGCCCAUAUCAUGACUAACAGUAGGGGUGUAACAGAACAUUGUCGCAUCGGAACAUAUAAAUCCGUGUUUUGUUUGUUUAAAUGUUAUGCAGUUGCGUUGUUUGGACACCAGAGGUCGCAGUCCUGCCAGUGCAGGCUGGAGAACCAGUGGGCGUAAGUUAAGGGCGGAGGAUAUGUCAAGUCAUUUUUAAUGGAAAACUGCACAAGUUUUGUCUCUCCAGGCUUUGACUUUUCUGGGCCGGGAGACACGACAGAUCCGUCCUCACAAACCAAAAAGAACGACAGAUUACCACUAAGAGUGGAGGGAAAAUAAAGAUGUUUGAAUUUUGAAUGCUGCCAAUUUAAAGUAAAACAAAUACGGGAAUACUUUAAUAAAUAAAAAACUUUUUUUAAGAACAGUAAUAAAUUACAUUUCUGUUUAGACAGUGAUACUUUCACUGUAGAUUAAAUACACAAGUGAUUAAUUGAGAAAUUAAACAACAGUAGUUUGUUUACACUUAGAUCAGUAGAACAAGGUGCAUUUUUCAUUGUUUUUAUACACCUAAGAAAUAAAAAGAAGAAAAAGUCUCUUAUUUUUUAUCAUUCAAAUAUUGUUCCAAAUAUUGUGAGAAAAUCAAAUCGUGAAUCCAGAAUCAUGAGCAGAGUGCACCGUUACAUCCCUACUGAAUAGUCAAAUGUAAUUUUUAAGUUGAUUUUCGUGACAUCACACAAUUCUUUCAAAAUUCUUUCAAAAAUCUUCACUCCAAGUUCCCUCAUAUGUAAAUUAUGGACUAGAGAAUAUCAGAACUUUCUAAAUAUUCUCUUUAAAAAAGACACUCCUUAUAAUUUAUAAUAGAGGAAAAGCUCUAAGUUUAAUUGCUUUAGGCUGAAUAGACACAUGCCUGUUUUAAGCUUAGUUUUCAUAUUUAUAUACAUUAGGGACUGCAGAGUGAAAGUUUCACAAAUCUUACUUCAUACGUCAGCCUGAUUUUGUUUUCUAAAAAGUAACAUAAAUCCAGAUUCCCAAGAUAUGGGUCCUUUAUAAAAACUUCUCGUCCAAUGGCACAGCAUUUAAAAUCCAGCAGUACCACUUACAGUAUACCAACAAGCUUAUUGUGACGAAUUAAUCGAGAUUACAUUUGUCCAGAUUGUAUAAUCCUAGUUUUGUUUUACUUUUUUUUUCUGGGUUAACUGUACCUGAACCAGUGUAUUAGGUAUUAUUACUAGAAGGAUGCCUCUACUAGAAGCACUUAGUGCUGUGCCGCCGAUAUUUGAAUGAAAAGGAUUAUUAGGAUUGUAACACAUUAAAGCACUUUGAUUGAAUCAGUUUCUAAUGUUUUUUGAGGUAGAGGCCCCAUCAUCUUAGUAAAUUAUGAUGUAUGCACAAUAGGCUAACCAUUAGAAAUAUAUUAUAUAUAUUACAAAAUAAAUACUAUCUAAAGAGAAAGUCACUAGUGAAAAAAUAUUUUAAUAAUAAAGUCCCUUUUUUAAAAUCAUUGAAUCUUUUAAUUUCUCAUUUCUCUAAACAGUUUAGAUUGUUAAAAAUGUUGAAAAUGUGUAGAAGUCAUUCAUGCACACACAAACCCCUGAAUAGUCCUCUUUUGCUUGUGUUUUGUUCUAUAUUUUCUAUAUAUAUAUAUAUAUAUAUAUAUAUAUAUAUAUAGGGUAUUACAUAGUGUCAAUAAUAAUAAUAAUAAUAAUAAUAAUAUUUCUAGUAUAAGCUAUAUAGCAUAGUUUUAUUUAUUCUCGCUUAUUUAUCUGUAUAAAUUUUAAAAGUUUCAUUUAUCCCAAUAUGGUGGUAUUAUUACACUCUCUACAGGAUUUACAGCCAUUUCGUUGCUUAGUAAGCCAAACUACCACGUUUACCGUUCUAGCAGUGCCUUGGAAUGGGGUUUUGUGUGUGUGUGUGUAUCUUAUCUAAAGAUGCUGUAACAUUUCCAUACAGUGUUCCAUGCUCUAAGUUUUCAUGCUCCCCCUGAUGCGUCACGCUUUAGAGAGAAGGAGAAGAAGGAGAAGUUGCUGAAUGGUGUGACUGAACAUAUGUAAACGCAGUGCAAUCAAGAGAAAGUCGAGAAAGUGCACUUAUUUAACCUGACGUUCGCCGGAACAGUGUUCAGUGUUCAGGCCAGAAGCCAUGCGUUUCCCCCCACGGUUUCCUGGCUGGAAUCACGGCCUCGUAUUCCAACCUUCUCUAUCUGAUAACCUGCCCAGAACUGUAGGUUUCCUUCAAAAAAAAGACAGAAAGAAAAACUGCAGCGAGUUGAGCUGGAUCCUACAGACAGACAGUGGUUGCGGUUGCCAUGGCAACAAGCUGGUUCCAUGCAUUGUGAUGUAACAAUGCCCCAGUGUUGCUUACAAAACUGCAGGGUGGAAUUCGGUGGGUUUCUCCAGGAGACAGUACCAGUCAAAAGAGUCAGUGUGUUUAUGUGUGUGUACAUAGAAAGUAUACAGCAUUUAAAAAGCCGUUCUUAUAUUUUAGAUCUAAAUCUAUAUGAAAGUGUGCAGUGACCAAAACAAACGUAUUAAUCUAUUAAAGCAACACAGACUACCUUUAUUCUAUUUUAUUGUAGGUUUUUCAGAGUAAACCCCCUUUUUUUGCCUUUUUUCCUCCAAAAAUUAUAACUUAUAACUUAGCUUUAAGAAGGGGUGCCAUUAAAAAUUAAAAAGCUCCUCUAAGAAGCUCCAAAUAUUUAGCUGAAAAGUGUUUGCUGGGGGAUAUUUUUGCAAAAAAAAAAAAAAGUAUAUUUUAUCUUUUCUGAGAAAGAAGAAUCUAAACCAAAAAGUGCUGAAAA
This is a messenger RNA of Astyanax mexicanus (Mexican tetra), 10425 nucleotides long. RefSeq names its product misshapen-like kinase 1 (gene mink1). Gene Ontology annotation, biological process: protein phosphorylation. Bases 1405 to 5322 code for a protein of 1305 amino acids. The record is from RefSeq and is a predicted model, not a curated record. Gene Ontology annotation, molecular function: protein kinase activity; ATP binding. Lineage: Eukaryota; Metazoa; Chordata; Actinopteri; Characiformes; Acestrorhamphidae. The transcript is spliced from 32 exons.